Messenger RNA from Gaeumannomyces tritici R3-111a-1, 2379 nucleotides. RefSeq lists its product as hypothetical. NCBI's taxonomy places the organism in Eukaryota, Fungi, Ascomycota, Sordariomycetes, Magnaporthales, Magnaporthaceae. The record is from RefSeq and is a predicted model, not a curated record. The transcript has a single exon. The coding region runs from base 1265 to 2149 and encodes 294 amino acids.
CGUUCAGCUCGGCAAUCGUGGCCACGCUCGGCUCGGUGACGUGCCAUUGGGUGGAGAACCAGGAUGCCACGUCGGAUUGGGGCCCCUGCAGCCAAGGGUCCAGCAGCAGAUUGAAGCGCGACCGGCCGGCCGGCGGUGGCCGCUCGGCGCGGCGCGGGUAGGGGAGCUGGAUCAGCCACGUAGUGUCGGCGUUGAGAUGGACCAGGACGGGCCGCGGCGUCGCCAGCGCUGCUUUCCACGCUUUCCGACUUGAUAUCUUGAUCGGCUGCUUGCAUUCCUUGGGCAUUCUCCGCUCCGAGCUCAUUCUGCGCAAGUUCUAUGAUGUCUCGUGUGUGUUUGUUCGCCGGUUAUAUACUGUCUGUUGCGUUUGGGGUAUCUGUUGUUGAUUAGUCCCUCUCUUUUCGUUCACUCCGGAGUUCUGUUUCUCCUUUAAAAGUGAGGCCCCCCCGUCUUCUUUGUCCUCCAAUACGCUGUGGCUGUCGAUCCGCGCGGGGUUGCACAGCCACGGUGCUGGCCGAGGCGAUCGAUGGGUCAUUUCUGUCCAUGUCAUCAUCCACCACCGGGGCCGUUCCUUGUUGCACACUCUUUGGACCAAAGUGGCGGAACGGUUGCAGCCGCCGCGCCGGCGCAAGUUUGGUCACUUGGGCUGGCACGUGCCUAGUCGCAUAUCUCAAGGGAGAAAUUUUGACUGGUACUGGAUCUGGUUGCGGCACAUGCCUAUCUGUUAUUCCCGAGUCUUUGUACCACCUCGAUGCAAAUACGCUCUGGCAGUCGAGUGUGCUCGCACAGAGGGCCAUGGCAUGCGCUUUCCAAAUGCUUGACCAAGCGCUUAGAUCAAGGCGAGGACAUGCGAAACUCGAGCCCCUAGCAUUGGCUUGCUAGCCUAAAGAUCUUUUGUCGGGAGGGAGAUCGGCCAAGACAACAAGUCCAUAGGAGACCCAAUUUGGAGAAAACCUUGUUCUUUGUUGUUAACACGGCAUUUACCAGACAGUGCUCUAGAAUACUGGAACAAAGAGCAGUUCUUUGCCAGACAUGGAGACUCUGACAAUGAUGGGAUAUCUAUUGUGCGACCCUGUGGUGGCCGGACGGCAUAUAAGUUCACUUCGAAGACGGAUCGAUCAGCCGCCAUAAUCACAUUCACCCAGCAGCAGCAUCCUCGAGACAGGCAGCAGUCCUCGCCACGAGACAACACAGACCACGCCAGUGACAGCAGCUUGCACUCAGCACACCCAGCAACAGAGUUUACAGCUGCUGCUAUCCUAAAAUGGCCCCAGUGCGACCCAACGAGACCGGCAACGAAUCCUGGUCCGAGACCCCAAACCCGUCAUUGCUGUUCUCUCCUCGAGCCGGCCCCGGAGCCUGGUUCCGCAACUUCCUGAACCUGACCGUCACCAUCUCGCCGCUGCCCAACUACCUGCCCCGCGUGGCCCAUCGGCAGCGCGGCGACGACUACGGCGGGGACGGCUACGACGGGGACGACGAGAACGAAUGCUCUAGCGACGCCUACACCCUGUCGGGCGAGGCGGACAACGGCGCCCAGAACUUCCCCUGGGGCCGCCCCCCCUGGGUGGACACCCCCUCGCCGUGGACGCCCCGCUCGCCCUCGUCGUCGCCCAGGUGCCGGCGGAGCCUGGCCGACGAGCUAGACAACACCGACAGCGACGACGACGACGACGACGACGAUGACGACGGGGACUUUCAGGACGCGAUCGCCUCCACCGCGGCCUUGCCCUCCUCGGUCCGGCACAAGCUGCCGCCAAUGCUCUCCGGCCCCAGCCGGCGCCCCCAGUUCGUUUGCUGCCUGUCUCCCACCGCCUCCAUACACGCGCUUCUGGAGGGCGGCUCCGAGGACUCGGGCAUCGACGGCAGCGCCGAGGCGUCUGACGACGGCGGCAGCAGCCACACACUGUGGGUGACGCCGCGGCUCGCCGCCCUGCCCACGUCGUCCCGUAGCCGGCGCCUGGCGGGCGGCGACGGCCAGCGGAGGGUGUUGCAGCCGCCGCUGGUGGGGCUGGGUAUCCGCGUGGGCGCGGCGCCGAGGCCCGUCGCCGCGGGGCUCUUCACCAUGUCGAGGACCACGUCGAGGUUCCUGAGCUUCCUCUUGGGUUUCUUGCUCGCGUACUUUGUGGACAUGUACAUGAGAAUGUAAAGGCUGGAAAUAAGGUGCCAGACAGAGGAACACAGGAAGUCUCGUCUGAGUUGCCUGUUAAGCCACUUUGACAAUAAACUAUGUUGCGCAGACCACAUAUGUCACUACGUUGGAGAUGUUCGUGUAGCUAGGUGAUGGAUCUUGCCUCUGGCGCAAGAUCAGACCAGGUAGUUCUCUACAAACAACCAUCAAAAUAGACGUAUCUACCUAAUUAAACAAAGUAGAAGGAG